Molecule: messenger RNA, 1334 nt
Organism: Lingula anatina
Lineage: Eukaryota; Metazoa; Brachiopoda; Lingulata; Lingulida; Lingulidae
Product: guanylate-binding protein 4-like
Molecular function (GO): GTPase activity; GTP binding
Source: RefSeq, a predicted model, not a curated record
AUCUAGGGAUUGAGUUGGUCAUUGGGGUGCUUGGAUCUGGUUCGCGUAUAUGUAAAUCCAGGCUACAAUUGCUUUGGCUGUACGUGGAGUAGCAUUAUCACGCCGAAACAAAAAAAAUGGUCAUGACCUCAAAGAUAUUCUCGACAUAAUUCCUUAAGUUCCUUUUUAGUUCAGUUUAGUGCAUUAUCAGAAAUUCUGAUGUUAUGUCCAUGUCCUAUUUAUAAUGCUCUUACGUCUUGAUUAAAUGAUACAUGUUUUUUCCUCUGGGCGUACAUGUGCCUACUAAGGAUAGGCCUACUGUUUACAUGUAGCCUAAAGAUUGACGUAACUGCAAAUGGUUACUUAAAAAUACAAUAGCGUUUUUGUGAGCACUUUCAUCAACAGUCACAGUAAGAAAAAUUGCAGUGCAGCUAGCUCUUUGUUUAAUUUUUAAUCUGUAACAUGUAUGUAAUGCUCUAUAAGAUAAAGAGAAUAUACGUGUACAAACUAGCCCUUAGGUACCUCGGUGUUCUGAUUCGUUGGUGAACUCUACAAACACAGCCAGGACAUUUGUGGAUGCUAUAGACCCAGGCCAGUCCAUAGUUUGACUCACCGAAAAUACUGCACCAUCAUUCACCUUGUGGGAGACCGGACUGGGUAACAGGGUGAUAAGCAUGUCUUCAAUAUUAAUGGAACUCACGCCGUUCAUUGGUGUAGACAGUGACGGGAAACUUUUCGUUCACGACGAAACAGCCGAGGCUCUACAACAGCACGGUAAACCUGUUGUGGUUAUCGCUAUUGUGGGCAAUGCUCGUCGAGGGAAGUCGUACUUAAUGAACCGAAUGUUGGGCAGACAGUCGGGAUUCCCACUCGGUUCUACCACCAAUGCCACAACGAAGGGUAUUUGGGCCUGGUUGACUGACCAUCCCACCAGAUCAAACGAACACCUGCUGUUACUGGACACUGAGGGUCUGUCCCAUGCCACAGACGGCGACGAGAACCGGGACAUUCAGAUCUUUGUUCUGUCUGUUAUCCUCAGCAGUACCCUGAUCUACAACUGCCAGGGUGUCAUAGAUGAGAGCUGUUUAGAACUUCUAGACUUAGUAUCUAGGCUCUCUGAGCAUUUGGUCCUCUGAGUUGACGAUGAGGGAAAUGUUAGAAAUAUGGAUCGGAUUUUCCCUGCGCUGUAUUUCGUAGUUACAGACUUCAUGCUGGAAUUGAAGAUCGACGGACAGCCGUGUACCCCAACAACCUACUUGGAGCAUUGCCUCAAAGAGAAUGGAGGGCUCGCAGAGAAAACGCAGUUGCGGAACAAUUUCCGUGACAAACUGAAAUCCUACUUUCCAAACAGGUAC